GGAAAGCUCCAUCUGGCUGCUGGAAGGCGGGACGCAAGCGGCGCGCCACGCUAAGCACACGCAAUUAUUAUUAUUGCAUUAUUAUUUAUUAUUUAUAUUAUAAUAAAAACGAAGAAAAGGAAAACGUGUGAUACUGACCGUCACGAGGCGUGCAGUGCAGUGCAGCUGUGUGUGCUGUUGUCUGCGCCCCGCCGCACACCGACAGCCUCGCUACCGGGCCCCACCUGCCAGCCUGUACCCCCCACGCGUACCCUUUCCUACCAUACAUACCCCACCACCUCCUCUUCUCCCCAGUCAGUCGCCUUCACUCUUCAGUCUUCACCCACCACCACACACCUCUUCCCCCCCUUCUCCCUCCCUCCACCGCCGACGAGCACAGCAGCCCGCACCCGAAUCCACAGCAUCCCCGCCGUCGCAAUGGGCAGCGGCGCCCUCCCACUGCUCUUCCUCCUCGUCCUCUCCCUCGCAGCCGCCACCACCGUGGCGGCAUUGGAAGCGGAGCAUCAGAGCCCGCCUGCAUUGUCGUCCCCAUCCACCGCCGGCGGCGGCGGCGGCGGCGGCGGCGGCUCGGGCGUGAGCUCCAACUCCGUCCUUGUAGCGCUACUUGACUCGCGCUACACGGAGCUAUCCGAGCUAGUAGAGAAGGCGCUGCUGCUGCAGCCGCUGGAGACCGCCGUGGGCAGAGGCAACGUCACUAUCCUGGCGCCCCGGAACGAGGCCCUGGAGCGGGACCUGGACCCGGAGUUCCGGCGGUUCCUGCUUGAGCCCCGCAACCUUCCUUCCCUCCAGUCGCUGCUCCUCUUCCACGUCCUCCCCGCCCGCCUCCACGCCGCCUCCCUCCUCUCCCGACGCCACCACCCCACGCUCGCCGGCGAGCCGCUGGAGCUCGGGCCCGCCGUGUCCCGCGCCGUGACGCGGCCCGACGCGGUGGUGCGCGCGGACGGCGUCAUCCACGGCGUGGACCGUCUCCUCGUCCCGCGCUCCGUCCAGGACGCCUUCAACCGCCGCCGCAGCCUCGCGUCGUCCAUCUCCGCCGCGCUCCCGACCGGCGCCCCCGAGGUGGACCCGCGCACGCACCGCCUCCUCAGGAAACUGAGCCCCGGACCCGCCCCGCCGCUGGGUGCCCCGCCGGCGCUCCCUGUCUGGGACGCGAUGGCACCCGGCCCAUCCAUCGCGCCGGCGCCGGCGCCGGGUCCAGGCACCGGGACGCACCGCUUCGACGGGCACGGGCAGGUGAAGGACUUCAUCCAGACGCUCCUCCUCUACGGCGGGUACAACGAGCUGGCCGACAUCCUCGUGAACCUCACCUCGCUCGCCACCGAGAUGGGCCGCCUCGUCUCCGAAGGGUACGUCCUCACCGUGCUGGCCCCCAACGACGAGGCCAUGGCGCGGCUCACCACGGACCAGCUCAGCGAGCCGGGGUCGCCGGAGAACAUCCUGUACUACCACGUGAUCCCGGAGUACCAGACCGAGGAGUCCAUGUACAACGCCGUCCGGCGGUUCGGCAAGGUCCGGUACGACACGCUGCGGCUGCCGCAUAAGGUCACCGCCCGCGAGGCCGACGGGUCCGUCAAGUUCGGCGCCGGCGAGGGCAGCGCGUACCUCUUCGACCCGGAUAUCUACACCGACGGUAGGAUCUCCGUGCAGGGCAUCGACGCCGUGCUGUUCCCGCCGGCCGAGAUCGGCGGGACGCGCCCCGCCGCUGUCGCCGCUCCCACCUGGAAGGCGCCCGCCGUCACUGGUGGCGCCGACAAGCCCAAGCUCCGACGAGGGAAGCUGUUGGAAGGGGCUUGCCAGUUGAUGGGCGUCUUCGUCGGGCGAUCGCGGCUGUGAGAUGAGCCAAAGCCAAUGGGAAUUUGGGAUGGAACGGACGGUGAAAUUUUGGUCUGUCAGUCUGAAUUAUUAGGACAUGGGUGGUGAUGAGGAGGACGGGAGAGCUGGACACGGGUUUGCUUGGUUGCGGGAUGUGCGAGGGGGAAGAGUAUGGAUGAGGAGUUGUUUAUACUGGAGAGUAAAAUGUACAGCAACUAGAGCCCCUUUCUUGUUUUUUUUUUCUUUUCCUUUUUUUUUAAUUUGUUUUAUUUUUUAGUUGAUUAUGUUCAUCUUUUUAAUAGAAGAAUCUGAAAAAUGUAAAUUCGCCGAUGGUAA
Sorghum bicolor (sorghum) is the source of this 2148-nucleotide messenger RNA. RefSeq names its product fasciclin-like arabinogalactan protein 15. NCBI's taxonomy places the organism in Eukaryota, Viridiplantae, Streptophyta, Magnoliopsida, Poales, Poaceae. The record is from RefSeq and is a predicted model, not a curated record. The transcript is spliced from 2 exons. Bases 418 to 1833 code for a protein of 471 amino acids.